Molecule: messenger RNA, 1497 nt
Organism: Annulohypoxylon truncatum
Lineage: Eukaryota; Fungi; Ascomycota; Sordariomycetes; Xylariales; Hypoxylaceae
Product: derlin-2
Exons: 2
Coding region: 158-904 (248 amino acids)
Biological process (GO): endoplasmic reticulum unfolded protein response
Cellular component (GO): Hrd1p ubiquitin ligase ERAD-L complex; endoplasmic reticulum membrane
Molecular function (GO): ubiquitin-specific protease binding; misfolded protein binding
Source: RefSeq, a predicted model, not a curated record
UCCCGCCAUCGCCGCCAACUUCCUACAUACAACGUCCCUUCAGCCUUCUGUUUCUCCUUACAGAUUCGUACUUUGCGCCCAUCACCUAUGCAUUUGAUUUGAACAACACUUACAUAGUUUUCAUCGAGAUUAGGAGUUUACUCAACUAAUAGCCAACAUGGACCAAAUGAUGCCGGGAGACGGCGGUCGAAACCCGCUAGAGGCUUGGUUCUGGGAGAUGCCGAUAUGCACACGAUGGUGGACGACCGCAACUGUUGUGACAAGUGCGCUGGUCCAAUGCCAGAUGGUCACCCCAUUCCAGCUAUUCUAUAGCGUGCGCACCGUAUUUCAGAAGGGAGAGUACUGGCGAUUAUUAUCCACAUUCCUAUACUUCGGCCCAUUUUCCCUCGAUCUCCUAUUCCACGUCUACUUUCUCCAGCGCUAUGCCCGUCUUCUCGAAGAGUCUUCCGGUCGAUCGCCGGCCCACUUCUCGUGGCUCCUGAUGUACUCCAUGGCCUUCCUCAUCGUUCUCUCGCCGAUGGUGUCCAUGCCGUUCCUCGGACACCCUCUAUCAUCGACACUGGUCUACAUCUGGUCGCGACGCAACCCGAACACCCGGUUGAGUUUCCUGGGCUUAGCUGAAUUUACGGCACCUUACCUUCCCUGGGUAUUGAUGACGUUCAGCCUCGUUAUGCACGGGACCGUCCCUAAAGACGAGAUCAUGGGCGUCGUUAUCGGCCACAUCUGGUACUUCUUCACUGACGUGUACCCCCCGAUGCACAACGGCUCGAGGCCUCUAGAUCCGCCGAUGUGGUGGCGCCGCCUGUUCGAGCGUAGACAGCAGAGGGAGGACACGGCUAAUGCGAUCAAUAACGAGUUCGCGGUAGCAGGAGGCCCGGAGCUUGCUGCGGCAGAGAUGCGAUAAACACAGACGGCGACGGACAGGCUCGACGAUGGUGCUUACGACUAUCAUACCCUCAUUUAUGGCGUUUGGGAGCAGACUUCGAUGGCAAUCGAUUACGGCGGGACUUUUUUGAGGAACAGCACGACGGCGUUUUACGGUUUAGAUGUUGAGAUGCAUGGCGAGACUUGUAACUUUUGUACAUACACUUCGAAACGCCUUUCGCAGCUCACGUCUGUUGAACAUGGGGUCGUGGAAAGUGUUUCAUAUGAGCCUUCUCAGCCUUCACAGAAAAGGCUGACUACAAGUUAGACUUUACGAAGUACUACGUACCUAGUAGAAUACACACGUCCUUCGCUAUUUGGAGAUUGAUGAUACGUGUUUUGACAAUUGGUGCGGCAAUAUUUGUCAUAUCAUUCUCACAUUCUGUAGACCGGAUGACAUUCCUACUUAGUAGGCAGGGUAACUUGAUAUUGAUGUGGAUGAUAUCGCCUCCAAGCCUAGUGACGAUCUUCCAGACCCAUACUACAUAAUGAAGGCUUCACCGCAGCCUAAAAGCUCAAGUCACCUGAAUACAUACCAUACAAUAUUAGUCUCACCGUAUCGCUAAGAUAAUA